This is a messenger RNA of Neoarius graeffei (lesser salmon catfish), 5004 nucleotides long. It is a transcript of the gene ralgps1, whose product is annotated as Ral GEF with PH domain and SH3 binding motif 1. The transcript is spliced from 20 exons. Gene Ontology annotation, cellular component: plasma membrane. Gene Ontology annotation, molecular function: guanyl-nucleotide exchange factor activity. Lineage: Eukaryota; Metazoa; Chordata; Actinopteri; Siluriformes; Ariidae. Gene Ontology annotation, biological process: positive regulation of GTPase activity; Ras protein signal transduction. The record is from RefSeq and is a predicted model, not a curated record. The coding region runs from base 355 to 2097 and encodes 580 amino acids.
CACUAACCGAUGGCUAUAGCCAGCUGUUGGUAAGUGAUCCUGUCCGCCAUCGAGUAGUAACGAUAUAUACGCUGCGAUAUAACAUGUCAGCACAAGGCUCUUUAAGAAGAAUAACCGAAAAGCACAAUUUAAACAUUUGAUUCAGAAUAGGGAGCUCCUACUAGCCACAUCGACACGGACUGGAGCAGGCGCGGUGUCUCUGAUUGAUCUACAGCAACAUACAUUCACCAAACCUGCUGAGUCUGUGGUCUGGAGAAAGACACCUUACCUUCAACGGGGAUGGCUGAGACAUUGUGUGUGUCAGUGACCAGCUGAGGUCUGCUGAGAGCUCGCUCUACUCAUUUGGCUGAGAGCAUGUACAGGAAGAAUGGACUCCCUGUCAGUGUCAGCAUCACCUCUGCCACCCAGGACAGCAGUAGUUCCGAAUCUUUGGAUUGGCAGAGUUUGGACUCUGCUAAAAGCUAUGAUGCUGUGGUGUUCGACGUGCUCAAAGUGACACCUGAGGAGUUUGCUGGCCAGAUCACUUUGAUGGAUGCGCCUGUAUUCAAAGCAAUACAACCUGAGGAGUUGGCCAGCUGUGGAUGGAAUAAGAAGGAAAAGCACAACCUUGCACCCAACGUGGUGGCCUUCACCCGGAGGUUCAACCAGGUUAGUUUCUGGGUGGUGAGAGAGAUACUGACGGCACAGACCCUGAAGAUCCGUGCUGAAAUUUUGAGUCACUUCAUCAAAAUUGCAAAGAAGCUGCUGGAGCUGAAUAACCUGCACUCUCUGGUGUCUGUGGUGUCAGCCUUACAGAGUGCACCGAUCUUCAGAUUGAGCAAGACCUGGACACUCAUCAGUCGAAAGGACAAGGCCACUUUUGAGAAGCUGGACUUCUUGACAUCAAAAGAGGAGAACUAUACCCGGAUGAGGGAGCACAUCAAGUCCCUCAAAAUGGUUCCCUGCAUCCCUUAUCUGGGAAUUUAUUUGUUUGAUAUGACCUAUAUCGACUCCGCAUACCCAGCCACCGACAGCAUCAUAGAGACUGAGCAGAGGACCAAUCAGAUGAACAAUCUUCUCCGGGUCAUCUCCGACCUUCAGGUGUCCUGUAACUACGAUCACUUGCUGACAUUACCACAUGUACAGAAGUACCUGAUGUCAGUGCGCUACAUUGAGGAACUGCAAAAAUUUGUGGAGGAUGAUAAUUACACGUUAUCUCUGAAGAUUGAACCUGGGAGCAAUUCGCCUCGUCUGGUAUCAUCCAAGGAAGACCUUGGAGGACCAUCGGAAGAGUCAUUCUCAGUGAAGUAUAACCGGAGACCAACCUGUCCUGAUACCUCAGUUGUAUCUCAUCUGCCUACACCUCCACCAACCCGGCACAGAAAGAGUCACAGCCUGGGAAAUAACAUGAUGUGCCAGUUUGGAGUCGCAGAGAGUAAGAGUGCUACUUUUUCUGUGAAAGAAAAGGCUCGUCAUCUACUGGACGACAGCUUUUUAGAGUCACACAGCCCUGUCAGGAAUCACACGCACGACUCUGUCUUCACCAACGGCAUCUCAUUAGGUAGUAGAGAAAGCCUCUUCAGUGAUGAGUUGUCAUCUAUUGCUGAAAGAGGUCGUAUGUAUGCUACUCUUGGUCCAAAUUGGAGGGUUCCAGUCCGUAACUCUCCUAGAAGCAGAAGCUAUGUUUACAGUGCCCCAGGGGCUGUGUCCAGUUAUGAGUGCAGCUCACUAAGCAGUAUCACCAUUGAAGGCCCUCUGCGGAGAAAGACUGUGAUGAAAGGGGGCAAGAAACCUACAUUGUCAUCAUGGAAACGAUACUGGAUUGUUCUUUCUGGCUCAACUCUCAUAUACUUUGGGUCUAAAGCUUUAAGGGCAAAUGAAAGAAGACAUUACAAAUCCAGGCCUUGUAAGAAGAUCUCAUUAACAGGCUGGAUAGUGGUGCUGCCUGAUGACCCUGAGCAUCCAAACAUUUUUCAGCUCAAUGACCCUGAUAAAGGCAAUGUUUACAAGUUCCAAACUGGAUCUCGCUUCUCUGCAAUCAUCUGGCAUAAGCACCUGGCUGAGGCUUGCCGGUGUAUAAGGCCACAGAUACCAGCCAACUUAAUGUCUUUUGAAUAGCUGCCAACUUGUGAAGGAUAAGAUCGGGCCAGUAACAAGGAAGUUCAAAAAGAAAUGAACAUAAAGUUAAGUUUAAAUCUCUGUGGUGUUAUGGUGAUCAUAUUUUGUCUUGUGUUUAUACAACAGCCCUGUUGAUCAGGGUACACUAUAUGUGGACUUUCACUUUGUGGGUUCUGUGCAAUUUAGGAGUGUCCUAGAGAAAAUGUGCCGAAGAAGAACAGGAAAAAUACAGAGAGCAUAAUGAUACCAAAAAUGUCAUAUUCUGAGAGGAACACUCACUGCAGCUCACUAAGAGAAUCUCUUUUAGCCGUUACAGGAUGGAAACUGUAAAUAUCACCACACACCUGGGAGAAUUUCACUUGUUGCAAUUUCUGCUGUAAUCUAAUGUAAAUCAAGUUUGCACUCAGACUAUGAAGCAGGCUAAGGUUUAUACCCAAAAUAUCCUCAUGUAUUAACUUGGAUAUGGUCUAAUUUCAACCAUUUUGGAGCAUCAUAGUGACACCUGAAAUAAAUUCUCCUCUUUUCCAAGUCCAUAUAAGGAACAAGAAAAAAAAUUGUCCAGAUUUGUGUGGUGUGGGUUGUUUUUUGUUUGUUUGUUUAUUUAUUUGUUUUUUGUUUUUAAUGUAAUGUAUUUGAAAUAUCUUCUUACAUCCAACAAAGGGAGGGCAUGUGUUUGAAUCCUGCCUGUAAGAAGAUCAUUGAUAAAAUUGUUCUCUUUUGUGGACUAAUUAGGCGGCAGUAUGGAGGAGAGUGGCAUAUAAAAUAAUUUGUCAUGUUUGUUAAAUAUUGUACAUAUACCCUUGUUAAAUAUUGUACAUGCAUACUACUCUGUGUGAAAGAUGUCAAACAUUUUGUGUACAAACUAAUACUGUCUUAUUUAUAUGUUUUCAUGUGAACAAGUGCCAAAUUGUUUUAUUGUAUUUUGUGAAUUAAGUGAAAAGGUCCGGAAAAUGUGAAGUAUUGCAGAUGAAUGAGAUGUCCCACUAUUAAACAGUAAGCGUAUUUUUUUCAUAUCAAGUAUACCCCUAACUGACAGCCCCUCAGUUUACGAACAUCCUGAAACAGGGAAAAGAUGAAACAUACAGUUGGGUCCUUAAGUAUUUGGACAGUGACGGAAUUUUCAUGCAUCUGUGCAUCACUACAAUGGGUUUGAAAUGAAGCAAUGAAGAUGUGAUUGAAGUGCAGACUUUUAGCUUUAAUUCAAGUGUUUUAACAAAAAUAUUGCAUUAAACAUCUAGGAAUUACAGACAUUUUUACAUAGUCCCUCCAUUUUCACAGGCUCAAAAGUAAUUGGACAAGCUAACAUUAUUAUAAAUAUAAGGAUUAUUUUUAAUACUUGGAUCCAAAUCCUUUGCUGGCAAUGAUAACCUGAAGUCUGGAACCCAAGGUAAUGCACAGUGGAUCACCAAAUGCUGAGUUUCCUCCCCUGAGAUGUUUUGCUAGGCCUUCGGUUGCUGCUUGGUUUGCGUGUUUCUGUCUUCAGUAAAGCCUAGGUCACAACCGGACGUACGAUUUUUUGGCCAUGCGAUUUUUGGCGUUUCCCAAAUCACUGCGUUUUUUUUGUUCGUGGAGAAAGACGCACGUUGGCCGUAAGUUUGUCUUGCAACCUGAAAAAAACGUAAGCGCCCGUAGAGUUUGUUUGACAUGACAAAGAACCUCUGUGGCCGGUCUGCGGUCAGUCUACGGCUCGAAAAUCAGCACGUCACACGUGCGCCCUCCGUGUGUUUCAUGCGCGCCCUCUGUGCGUUUCUUGCGUUUUUUGCACGUAGACCGGCCGUAGGAGCACGUACGGCCGGUUGUGACCGAGGCAUAAGUGAAAAGCAUAUUCAAUUGGGUUGAGGUCAUGUGACAGACUUGGCCAUUUAAGAACAUUCCAUUUCUUUGCCUUAAGAAGCUCUUGGAUUGCUUUCUCAGAAUGUUUUUGGUCAUUAUCUAUCUGUACUGUGAAGCACUGUCCUAUCAGUUUUUCAGCAUUUGACUGAAUCUGAUCAGAAAGUAUAGUGCUAUAUACUUCUACUUCUGUCAGCAGUUACAUCAGUAGACACCAGUGACCCAAUUCCAUGCCCAUGCAAUAACACUGCCUCCACCAUGUUUGACAGAUGAUGUGGUAUGCUUUGGAUCAUCAAGUUUAUUUCAAGUUAAUUUGUAUAGUGCUUUUAACAACAGACGUUGCAAAGCAGCUUGACAUAAAAUUAAAGGCUUGAAACAUGAGCUGAUUUUAUCCCUAAUUUAUCACUUCGUUCCUGCUAUUGAUCAUGAGCCCUUCCUUUCCUUUCCCAUACACUUCUCUUCCCAUCAUUCUGGUACAAGUUAAUCUUGUUCCAGAACUGGGCAGGCUUUUUUUUUUUAAACCGUUUCCUAGCAAAGUCUGAUCUGGACUUCUGUUUUGGGUCUUACCAGUGGUAAAGCCUCUGUAUUUGCAUUUAUGACAACUUCUUUUGAUUGUAGACUUUGACAAUGAUAUGGCUACCUCCUUGAGCAUAUUCUUGACUUGGCUAGAAGUUGUGAAAUUGUUUGUCUUCUCCAAGGAAAGAAUUGUGAUAAUUUGCUUUAAUGGUCUUCCUUCUUUGUGCAUUUCUUCUUUUUAAGAAUGUACCAAAUUGAUGUUUUAGCCACUCCUAAAGUUUCUGCUGUCGCUCUGGAUAAGAGCGUCUGCUAAAUGGCAUGUAAUGUAAUCUCUCUGAUCGGUUUGUUUAAUUUUUUCAGCCUAAUGAUAGCCUCAUCUUGCAUCAACAUCUCUUUGGAUUACAUAUUGAGAGUUCCCAUGAACAGCUACCAAAUGCAAAUUCAAAACCUAAUCUCCAGACAUUUUAUCUCCUUACUUUGCUAUGAAAUAAUGAGGAAACUGUUUAUCAGUUAGGUGACCAAUUACUUUUGAGCCUGUGAAAAUGGAGGGACUAUGUAAAU